Molecule: messenger RNA, 5570 nt
Organism: Myxocyprinus asiaticus (Chinese sucker)
Lineage: Eukaryota; Metazoa; Chordata; Actinopteri; Cypriniformes; Catostomidae
Gene: hfm1
Product: helicase for meiosis 1
Exons: 39
Coding region: 828-5318 (1496 amino acids)
Molecular function (GO): nucleic acid binding; ATP binding
Source: RefSeq, a predicted model, not a curated record
ACUCCAAAUAGGUGGACGGUAAAGUGAGCAGAGGAAGAUAAGCAGCGGAUGAAAGGAAAAAGAACAAUGGCGCUCCUUAGAUAUGUUAUUAAAUUAACGUUCAUAACUCCGCGCGUUACAUUUUAAGGCAAUAUGUUCAAUCGUGAACACAUUAAUUGUACAUGAAGUGUGAACUGGAAAAUAGAACCAUCAGUUCUCCCCAAAUACGUCUAGCCAGACGUAUCAGUAUCAUGCUACAGAAUUAAAAGGCAUUACUUUUUAAUAUAAAUAUUAUUUAAUCGAAACAUUGUGGUUUUGUGUUGUUUAAACACUUUCAACGUGAUGUGCCGAGACUUGCACGGCUCUUUCCCACUGAUACUCUCUGGUCCUCGUAUAAUAUUGAAAUAACGAUACUAAACGCAGUAAUAAUAUUAUAACCACAUGGCCUUGCGCGCGAGCCCGCGACUCGUACACUUCACAACUCGCGCGGGCUUUGUUGAUGCUUGCGGGAGUUCCGUUUACGAAGUACCUUUCACAAAAUACUGUGUAUUUUAUUACACUGAAUCCAUAAAAUCACAUAGAUAGACUGUGUUUUAGACUCUUAAUAGUUUAUUCACUAUUUCUGUCCACGCAAGCUUUUAUAAACUGAUACUCAGGCGCUUGCUUUACUGCUCAUUCUUUUACCUCAGAAAUAUUAGCCACCUAGCUAACAGCGAAUAACUGGAUAUUAGAGGAAGGUUCACAGCACAUAUUUUAGAUGUAUCGACUUGCCUUAUAGACGUUUCAUAUCUCAAGAAUCUUAUGUUUUGUUGUUCGUGCUCUUUCAGGAUGUCAAUGACACCCACAAGAUGUUAGAAGAAGGCGCAUUGUCCCUGGAUAACCUGUUUUAUGACGGGCCAGUGAUUCAUAAAGUGAAACCAUUAUGCAAGGAACAGGGUUCUUGGAUGUGCCAUGCUCCAGCUCCACCCUCUUUAUCACAAAUACCUGCAACACAAGACAUGCAGGCAGAAGCAGCACAACUUUCUUCAAAUGGUUACUCUCAGCGAUCCAAGAAAUUUCUCCCUCUACCACAAAAACCCAUCCACAACCCCACUGAAAGUGUCCAAGGGCAGACUGUGAGAUCACAGGAGCUGGUGGAAUUUGUUCUGUGGCAUUGUGAAGCCUCUGGAAAAACAGACAAGGCUGUCACGAGUAGCAGAAUCUCAAUGGGUGCAAUGCAGGAUAUGGAUUGCCUUUUGGAAACAAGAACUUUACCUCAUGCCAGUGCUCCUCCUUUCAAGACUCGGUUGUUCACAGCUCCCACAAGAAAGAUCUCAGGCAGUGGUGAAGACAGUGUCUCAAAUCCAAUGAUAUUGACAGCAAAUGAUGACCCUUUCCUUGAUCAGGUUGCCAUGACAACCAGGGGUCCAACGACAACACAUGGUGUUGCUACAUGUAGUCCCUUUAUUGGGUUGGGCCAAGCCGAGCAAUACCAUUCUGCAGAACAAAAAUGUGAUUUUCCUGCAAAAACAGCCCAUAAUCUCCAUCUUACUCCCAAACCUGUUGAAUUUGAAGGGACAUCUGGAAAAGGAAUCCUCCGUCCAGUCUCCGAAAUUCCUGCUAAAUUCAGAAGUGUGUUUAAAGAAUUUCCCUACUUUAACUACGUGCAAUCCCAAGCAUUGGAUGAUGUUCUGUACACCAGUAAAAACUUUGUUGCUAGUGCCCCCACGGGCUCUGGGAAGACAGUGCUCUUUGAGUUGGCUAUUAUUCGGCUUCUGAUUGAGGCUUCAGAGCCCUGGCACAAUGUCAGAGCUGUAUACAUGGCACCAAUUAAGGCUCUUUGCAGUCAACGAUAUGAAAACUGGAAACAGAAAUUUGGAGCUCUCGGACUGAACUGCAAGGAGUUGACAGGAGACACAGAGAUUGAUGAUAUUUUUGAAAUCCAGGAUGCUCAUCUUAUUUUCACAACUCCAGAAAAAUGGGACAGCAUGACAAGGAGGUGGAGGGAUAACUGUUUGUUGCCAUCUGUUCGUCUUUUCCUCAUCGAUGAGGUGCAUGUGGUGAAAGACAAAACCCGUGGUGCUACUCUUGAGGUUGUGGUAAGCAGAAUGAAAACCAUGUACUCGCAUUGCAUGGCUGUAAAUCCAGAAUCAAAAGGAUCCAUGAGAUUUGUGGCUGUCUCAGCCACUAUCCCAAACAUCCAAGAUAUAUCCGAAUGGCUGUCAGAUGAUUUAGGGCCUGCCACUUGUCUGGAGAUGGAUGAGAGUCAUAGGCCAGUGAAACUGAGGAAAGUGGUGCUUGGUUUCCCCUGUGGAAAUAAUCAGAAUGAAUUUAGAUUUGAUCUUUCUCUCAGCUACAAAAUGGCCAAUGUCAUUCAGACCUAUUCUGAUCAAAAACCAACACUUGUGUUUUGCUCCACAAGAAAAGGAGUUCAACAGUCUGCUGCUGUGCUUGCCAAGGAUGCCAGGUUCUUUAUGAGCAUUGACCACAAACAACGGCUGGUGAAAUAUGCAAACUCUCUGCUUGAUGCAAAGCUCAGAGAUCUAAUUAUUUGUGGCAUUGGAUAUCACCAUGCUGGUAUGGAGGUGUCAGACAGAAAAGUGGUUGAAGAUGCAUUUACAGGGGGUGACUUGCCUGUGCUAUUUACAACAAGCACCUUAGCCAUGGGUGUGAAUCUUCCAGCCCACCUCGUAGUCAUCAAAUCCACAUUGCACUACGUUGGUGGUGCUUGUGAAGAGUACAGUGAAGCUGACCUGUUGCAGAUGAUUGGGAGAGCAGGCAGACCACAGUUUGAUACGACAGCAACUGCUGUGAUCAUGACCCGGUCUCAUACAAAGGACAAAUACACACAGUUAUUGAGUGGAGUAGACACCAUAGAGAGCAGCUUGCAUACAAACUUGGUGGAGCACUUGAAUGCUGAGAUUGUUCUCCACACCAUAUCUGAUGUGAACAUGGCUCUAGAGUGGAUUCGCUCCACCUUUCUGUACAUCCGUGCUUUGAAACACCCCAAACACUAUGGUUUCCCCCCGGAGCUUGACAAAUGUGGAAUUGAAACUAAAUUACAAGAACUGUGCUUGAAGAACCUGAACUCUUUGGCUUCUUUGAACCUGAUUACUAUGGAUGAAGAUAUUAACAUCAAACCCACAGAGACCGGAAAACUUAUGGCUAGGUACUGUGUUGCCUGUGACACUGUGAGGCAGUUCAGUAUGGUUACUGGAACAGAGACCUUGCCCGAGUUGAUUGAAAUGAUAUCAAAGGGGAAGGAAUUUAGUGAUGUGCAGUUGAGGGUAAACGAGAAGAAAACCUUGAACAUGUUAAACAAAGAUAAGAACAGUACUACCAUCAGGUAUCCUUUGGAAGGAAAGAUCAGAAGUAAUUACAUGAAAGUGAAUUGUCUGAUUCAAGCUCAUCUCGGCUGCAUCCCUAUUCAGGAGUUUGGACUCAUACAGGACACUGGAAAGAUAUUCAGAAAUGGAAACAGAGUCAGCAAAUGUCUGACUGAGUUUCUCAGGCAUCACUCCAGAAAGAAUUUCUCUGCUCAGCUCAACUCUUUGAUUCUUGCCAAGUGUUUUCGAGCCAAACUGUGGGAGAACUCACCUUACAUCUCCAAGCAGCUUGAGAAGAUAGGACUAUCACACGCCACUGCUAUGGUGAAUGCAGGGCUUACAACAUUCAGCAAAAUUGAGGAGACCGGUCCCAGAGAACUAGAACUAAUUGUGAACCGACACCCUCCCUUUGGAAACCAGAUUAAGGAAGCUGUCAGCAAACUUCCAAAAUAUGAAGUUAGUUUGGAACAGAUUCCACGAUACAGUCUUUCCACAGCUGAGAUUGUUGUCACCAUGAACUUGAAGAACUUUAAGGAGUUGGCAUCGAAACGGACAGCACGAGACCACCAUCAUGUCACUCUGAUUAUUGGGGACUGUGACAAUAAUGUUGUUUUCCAGCAGAAAAUCUUGGACACAAUGCUCUUGAAGUCUGGAAGCUGGUCAAAGAGAAUCGAAGUACCAAGAACAUCUAAGGGAGAUGAGAUCAGCAUUAAUUUGAUAAGCUCUGAAUAUGUGGGUCUGGACAUACAGCAUUAUUUUAGUGCCUUCUACUCUGGAGCAAAAAGGUUUGGAGCUGAAUCCUACACCUUAGAAUGCCCUUCAUGGAGGAUGCAGAGGGUUCUUGACACAGAGAGGAGACUACAAAUCCCAGUACUGUCAAGUCACUCUUCUUCAAACAGAGAUCAGAAAUCUAGACGGGAACAACAAUAUGAUCAGCCCUCAGACAGAGAUCAAAUUGCUCAAGAUACUGUUAAGAGACAGUGCAAUCAUCUCUGCAGAAAUAAGGAGCUCUGUGGGCAUGAUUGCUGCAAAGUUGGAGUCGUGAUGAAAAGGUCUGUAAAUCAGUCCAUUUUCUCCUCAUACCAUCAAGAUCUAAAAAUUAGGAAUGAAAGACUCACCGUAACUCCUGUGAAACGUUUGAAGGUCAGAAAUUUGACUACCAAGAUGAUGAUGAAUACUGGAACAGCAGCUAUAAGCAUGCAGCAGUUCUCAUACAAACCCAAAGACACACUUCAUCCCAUCAAGAAGUUGUCUUUGUUAUUUUUGUUUUCAAGGUUCGAUGAAAGUCAAUGUUAUACUCAAAGUGCUUAUGAAAACACAGAAUUAGAAGAGGGUUUUGUUACACCCAACAACAAUUCCUCCUAUUAUGGGUACAACGAUUACCAGGGAGACUUGUAUUCUGAAAUUGGAGGCCCAGCAUUGAAACAUCCCAUGCAAACUACUGUUUCACCACAAAAGUUGUUGAUGCACAGUCACCUGAAGUCCCUCAGAGAUGUACAGAUGGAUGGAAUCACUCCAAAUAAAACUCAUGUUUAUUCUACCCAUGCAAGUUCAGAACAAAGCACUGGAAGUGGUCACCUCUGGUCUGAUCCUUUCAAUGUGACCUUUGACCUGGGAGUGAAUGAUUGGGAUGAUUUUGAUGAUGGUAACUUGGUCCGUGCUAGUGAGUUGUGUGGUGAAUUCGUGGUAAAUAAUCUAAACAUGGACCAUGAUCAACCAACAAAUGCUGGGUGUUUGACUUCAGUCCCACAUACUCAAGCCAAAACCAAACAGGGAGCAGUAAGUCAUAUCAUCUCACAAAGGAUCCAACCUAUGACUGUUGCACCUCAGACUAGAGUGUUCUCAGAAAUAAGCAUGAACACACUCUCAAACCAGAGUGAGGCCAAAAAAAGCAAGGAAGUCCAAGGAAGAUUUGAAUUUUUCUCAAGGUCAUAUACAGCUGAAGGGGAAAACACUUUUGUUAACAGGGAUUGUGCGGAGGACAUCAGCAACGAGGCCAAUGUUUUUCUUGGUAUAUUCGAUGGACUUUUGUAAAGUUGUGGAGUGUUUUAAAGGGCCCCUGACACUUUUAGCAAUAUUAAGUAUUGCCAAGAAUCAAAGUUCCUAGUUCAUAGGCUAUUUCUUGAAUUUUCCGGCAUAAGAAUGCCCUUUAUUUAACUAUAAUUCACUUUUGCAUCAAAACAUGUAGAAUCUGAAAUGAAAUGUCAAUUACAAAUGAAUUACUGUUAUUUUGUUCUGCAACAACAAUAAAGUUAUUAGAUGUGAGCAAAUAGUAUCCUAUUGAUA